Messenger RNA from Oncorhynchus tshawytscha (Chinook salmon), 3231 nucleotides. RefSeq names its product ligand of Numb protein X 2. The coding region runs from base 329 to 2635 and encodes 768 amino acids. Gene Ontology annotation, molecular function: protein binding; metal ion binding; ubiquitin-protein transferase activity. The transcript has 12 exons. Lineage: Eukaryota; Metazoa; Chordata; Actinopteri; Salmoniformes; Salmonidae. The record is from RefSeq and is a predicted model, not a curated record.
ACAGAGCAGUGGGCGGGUGCUUCACCGCAAACGGCACGGGGGCGUUUUAUGUGCGGCUGCCGCCGUUCGUCUGCUUGCGGUGAAUGUGUGAUCGAGGUCCGGUAAUUGUCCCCUCUCCGGGCCAGAGUUCUCUGCACCAAGGAGAAGCCGGAAUAGGGUGAUGUCUGAUUGGCCACUGGGGGGUGGCUGUCCUCUCGGUCACCAGCUCACCCUCUGAGGCUUAUGGGAUAGGACGCCCCCCUCCCCCCCGCCCGUAACCUCCCGACCUGUAACCCCAGUGACGACUGUGCCAAAUACUGUGCCUGGCGAUUGGAGCCCCGGUCCUGACAUGGGCAGCCCCGGCUGGGAGGUGGGUCCGGCAGGGCCGGUGGAGCCCGUGCUGGAGGUCUUGUGUCCAGAGUGUGGUCAGAUCCACCGGGCCUGGGAGAACCACCUCUAUAACUACCGCCUGGAGGUGGACGAUGACCUGGUGUGUCACAUCUGUCUGCAGCCACUGGUCCAGCCCCUGGACACACCCUGCGGACACACCUUCUGUGCUCGCUGCCUCCGCAGCUUCCUCCAGGAGCGGGACUUCUGCCCGCUGGACCGGGAGCGGCUACAUCUGCAGGUGUGUAGGCGGAGCAGCAUCCUGGUACACAAGCUGCUUGACAAGCUGUCUGUGUCCUGUCCCCUGGCCCCGGCCUGCAGCCUCAGCAUGCCUCGCUGUGACCUGGAGGCUCACCUCAAACACAGGUGUCCGGGGACUCGGUCUCAGCAGACCAAUUUACAGGGCCCACCAUGUGAUCACGGGGAGGAGGGAGCCAUGGUGACCAGCCCACCCAGGUCCCCCCGCUCCCUUCAGACGGAGACAGACCUGCGGGAGGAGAGCUCACCUUCGCCCCCUGGUGGCACCGCCAGCAGCAGUGUUCCCAUGUGGAUUGAUGAGCCUGGACUGGACAACCCUGCCUUUGAGGAAAGCACUGAGGAGGACAGUGUGGUAGGGUUGGAGUGUGUGGUGCCCAGGGUUAAGAGACCCCUCAGUAACCCCUGCAUCCACCUCCUCCGUACCGCCAGCUCCGCCUCCUCAGGGUGGGACUGCCCCGAGUCCCCGCCCCUCUCCGCAGAAGAAGGUUGUGUGAAGCUGCCGUCCAUUCCAGAGGGUGAGAUCACCACCAUCGAGGUCCACCGCUCCAACCCCUAUGUAGAACUUGGCAUCAGCAUCGUCGGGGGCAACGAGACGCCCCUUAUCAACGUGGUGAUCCAGGAAGUUUACCGUGACGGGGUCAUUGCUCGAGAUGGCAGGCUUCUGGCCGGAGACCAGAUACUACAGGUCAACAGUGUAGACAUCAGCAACGUGCCCCAUAACUUUGCCCGCUCCACGUUUGCACGCCCCUGUGCCAUGCUACAGCUCACUGUCCUGAGAGAGCGCCGCUGUGCCUCUCGCCCGCCCCCUUUCACCACCCGUUCUGUGCCUCACGCCCCCUGCUCCACCCCAGAGAGCACCCCAUCCAGCCCUGCCAGCCUGAGGAUCACCCUGCACAAGCGGGACUCGUCAGAGCAGCUGGGCAUCAAGCUGGUGCGCAGGACGGACGAGGUGGGGGUGUUUGUGUUAGACCUGCUAGACGGCGGCCUAGCGGCCAAGGACGGGAGGCUGUGUAGUAACGACCGCGUGCUGGCGGUCAAUGAACAGGACCUACGCCACGGCACGCCUGAACAGGCUGCUCAGAUCAUACAGGCCAGCGGCGAGAGAGUUUUUCUACUGAUUGGCCGGCCCAGUAAGCCUACCCCUCCACCAAGCUCCACUUCCAACAGAGACCUGUACUGCCAUGACCACUUCCUCCCCAAUCACCAUCACCACCACCACUACAGCUUCUCCCCCAGCCCCAGCCCAGUGCCUACCUGUGCCCACCUGGCUCGCUCCAGCACCCACAGAGACCUGUCCCAGUGUGUGACCUGUAAGGAGAAACACAUCACUGUGAAGAAGGAGCCUCAUGAGUCUCUGGGUAUGACCGUGGCCGGGGGGCGGGGCAGCAAGAGCGGCGAGCUGCCCAUCUUUGUGACCAGCGUCCAACCACACGGCUGCCUGUCACGUGAUGGACGAAUCAAACGAGGUGACAUCCUCCUUAGUAUCAAUGGCCAGGACCUGACCUACCUGAGCCACAGUGAGGCGGUGGGCACCCUGAAGGCCAGCGCAGCAUCGCCCUCCGUCCAGCUGAGGGCGCUGGAGGUCAGCAUGGUGGAGGAGCCGGGCCAGGUUCAGAGCCCCGAGGACCAGCUGUUUCCCCCACAUCACCACACACACAACUCAGACUACGACUCCUCCUGGUCCCUUUCUUGGGUCUUGUGGCUCGGCCUGCCCAGCUACCUUCACAGUAGCCAUGAGAUUGUUCUGCGUAGAAGUCACCCUGGGAGCUGGGGCUUCAGCAUCGUCGGGGGAUACGAGGAAAACCAUAGCAACCAGGCAUUCUUCAUCAAGACCAUUGUCCUUGGAACGCCUGCAUACUACGAUGGCCGCCUCAAGUGUGGGGACAUGAUAGUGGCGGUUAAUGGACUGUCUACGGCUGGUAUGAGCCACUCAGCCCUGGUACCCAUGCUGAAGGAGCAGCGUAGCAGAGUGGCUCUCACCGUGGUUUCCUGGCCUGGCAGCCUGGCGUAGCAUCAUGCCAUACUGAAAUUACUGUAGGCUGGAUCUAACCAGGGCCAAAUCAGGACUGUAUCGAAAUCAGGCUAUGGCGCCAAAUCAUACCAUACUGAAAUUGUUUUAGAUUGGACCUACUGUAACCUGGGCCAAAUUACAGACUUCAUCAAACCAGGCUAGAGGAAACCUGGCCCUAUUGAGCAAAAUCACUUGAUACUAGGGUGGACUGUGUUCAUAUGGUCAUGUUACCGGGACUGUAUCUGUUCAAGGACAGUACAUCGUCUCUGGACUGCAGUUGAAUAUACCAAGGGUGCGUUCAGGUGGCCUCAACAGAUAGAAAUUCAUUGCAUAGAACAGAAGAGUCUCUGCCAUGUAAUGAUUUAGAUCAGCUCUAGGCCAUGUAUUUCUGUCUGAAACGUUGCUAAGGUUAUCAGGAGAAAAAUGGGAUAAAACCUUUUCACCUACUCGCUCCAACUGAAUAAACCCAAGGCCUUGCUCUGGGGGCCCAAGUCCCCUGGACACAGCGUUAGGCCUCAUCACCAUGACGACCCAGCCAUCAGCUCCCUGGGGUUUACUUGUGGAUUCUGCCAUUUGAUAAAUAUUUUCCACAGAGA